UCAGAUUGUCCAAAACCAGAGUGCUUUGAGACUUUGUCAGCCAUGGAGCUUGCAGAACAAAUAACUCUUUUAGAUCACGUAGUUUUCCGAAGCAUACCCUAUGAAGAGUUUCUUGGGCAGGGUUGGAUGAAAGUGGAUAAAAAUGAGAGAACGCCCUAUAUUAUGAAAACUAGUCAACAUUUUAAUGAUAUGAGUAACCUUGUUGCCUCCCAGAUCAUGAAUUACGCUGAUGUCAGCUCCCGGGCUAACUCAAUUGAAAAGUGGGUAGCAGUAGCUGACAUCUGUCGAUGUAUGCACAAUUAUAAUGGUGUAUUAGAAAUCACAUCAGCCUUGAACAGAAGUGCAAUCUACAGACUUAAGAAAACUUGGGGUAAAGUAUCCAAACAGACAAAAGCUCUCAUGGACAAGCUUCAGAAGACUGUAUCAUCUGAAGGAAGAUUUAAAAAUCUUAGAGAAACACUCAAAAA
This is a messenger RNA of Eurypyga helias (sunbittern), 467 nucleotides long. RefSeq names its product ras-specific guanine nucleotide-releasing factor 2-like. Gene Ontology annotation, molecular function: guanyl-nucleotide exchange factor activity. Gene Ontology annotation, cellular component: plasma membrane. The annotation marks the transcript as partial. Lineage: Eukaryota; Metazoa; Chordata; Aves; Eurypygiformes; Eurypygidae. The transcript has 4 exons. Gene Ontology annotation, biological process: Ras protein signal transduction; positive regulation of GTPase activity. The record is from RefSeq and is a predicted model, not a curated record.